Aspergillus aculeatinus CBS 121060 is the source of this 600-nucleotide messenger RNA. RefSeq lists its product as uncharacterized. The annotation marks the transcript as partial. NCBI's taxonomy places the organism in Eukaryota, Fungi, Ascomycota, Eurotiomycetes, Eurotiales, Aspergillaceae. The record is from RefSeq and is a predicted model, not a curated record. The transcript is spliced from 2 exons. Gene Ontology annotation, biological process: mycotoxin biosynthetic process.
GGACUCGCCUAUGAUGUGCCAACCCGAUACUCCCUCUCCACCGACUACACCAGCGACAAUCAGACGCUUGCGGACCACAUGUGGGAUAGCCUAAGUCUGGAUUCGAUGGUUAUCGCUCCUACGAUUGAAUGGGCUGAGGAGAUGGGCCUCCCUGACUCCUGGGAUUUUCCAUGGGACCCAAACCGGAAGAUCUACUUUGUCAAAGUCUAUCAUCAACUACACUGCCUGAAAAACAUCCGCCGAGCUUUCAAACAGCUUCUCUCCCCGGAAACAGACCCCAUCUCCUUCGGCCACGUCGAGCAUUGUCUCGACACCUUGCGACAGGACUUCAUGUGUCGCGCCGACGACACACCGAUGCCGUCGCUGCAGCUGGUCAACGGGGCCGGAGAGGGCCAGAUCCAACAAUGUAAGAACUUCGAGAAGUUGGUGUCGUGGACGAAGCACCCGGACCGCGAUGCGUGCUACCGGCGGCUGAGCGACUAUCGCCCCCCGUCGCGCAGUAUCGAUCGGUAUGCGUAUUGUGCUCCGGGCAGUGAGCAUUUCGCGACAAUGACGAGGUACUUUGAGUAUUAUGGGUGGCCACAGGUAGUUGAGGAUUGA